Molecule: messenger RNA, 1176 nt
Organism: Thunnus maccoyii (southern bluefin tuna)
Lineage: Eukaryota; Metazoa; Chordata; Actinopteri; Scombriformes; Scombridae
Product: olfactory receptor 14A16
Exons: 1
Coding region: 1-1176 (391 amino acids)
Biological process (GO): G protein-coupled receptor signaling pathway
Cellular component (GO): membrane
Molecular function (GO): G protein-coupled receptor activity
Source: RefSeq, a predicted model, not a curated record
AUGCCAACAGCAGCUGUGAUGACAGCGUACAACCUCACCGGACAGUGCGACUGGGUCAGUGAGGAGACCCGAACUGAGCCGCGCGUAAGCGACGGUCUGGACGCUGCCGGCUGCCUCUUUUUAUCUAUACUGCCAUAUGGACAAGCAGCUCCAGCGCUAAUAUGUGUUUUUGUGUUGCUGACUCUCUUUUCGUUUCUGAUUAACGGGCUUACCCUAUUCGGGCUCGGACGUUCCGAGGAUCUCUCCUGGGAGCCGCGCUUCGCUUUUCUUAAGAAUCUAAUGUUGAGCGACCUUAUGCAGUCCGUCACCUUCGGUCCAGCUGUCAUCCACUCACUGGUCCAACGCCGGACGAUGACGUUCAGCACUUGGUGUUACGUCCAGUACUUUGUGGGGACCGCCAGUAUUUUCUCCAGCCUUGUCACCAUCACCUGCAUGGCGCUGGAGCGCUACUUGUACGUGUGCCACGCCAUCCACUACUUGGUCAUCCUCACUCAAGUGCGCUUACGGCUAGUCUUGAGCCUCAUUUGGGUUUACUCCAUCUCCAUCAGCAUCGUCAACAUGGUGUUGCUGCACAUGGGAAGAGGAGACCAGAAUGAGUAUGUCACCGGGGGGCUACUAUGCGAACCAGACACGGUGGAGCAGCACAUGGGUUUCCCGCGUGCCUCUGCUGUCUUUCGGAAACUUGUGGGCUCCUUUACUUUACUAAUGUGUCUGCUGGUCUAUGCGUUCUCCUACACGAGGAUGUACCAGGACGCGCGCAACGCAGUGAUACCGUUCAACGCGGUCAACACCACAGCGCGCAAGACUGUGGUUUUCUACUGUGGCAUGCUGUUCCUGCAGCUGCUGCCGCUGCUACUCAAAGCAACCACAGACGCGCUGUGGGAGGUCGAGGGGACCGUGGCUAUGAUGGCGUUACCCUCUCAAUCUCAAGGCGUCCGCAAGGCGAAGCAGAUCCCCUCGGUCAAGGCGGCCGUGCUCCACAUGUCCCUGAUGGUAAUGCUUAUAGUGCCACCGUGUAUCAACCCGCUAGUGUACGGGCUGAGGAACGUGGAGAUGAGACAGGCGCUACUCAGCCUGUUCCGGGGGUGGACGCAGAGGAGGGACGAGGGUGUGCGCCGAGUGGAGUGGAUAAGAGUUGGAAACAUUGUGCGUCAAAACCGCGCUCAGGCGGGGUAG